CCAACAAGAGGUAGUCGCUGGGAGGGAGCCAAUCAGCACCUAUAUCUCUUACCUGGAAGACAAGGGUGUGGUACAGGAGAGGGAGGGGGCUGUUAUUUAAACAGUAGGACGAGGGAAGUUUCAGGCCACUUGAGCACCUGUUCAACAUACAAGAUGCAGGGAACAGCUUUAAUACUGCCUUACAUUGCUAUAGCAGUAACAGGGGUGCUUUCCUUCCCAGCACCUCCAUCUCUCCCACAAUUCAACUUGCACACAAGGACAAAGAGAUGUUCCUGCAAUACAUGGAUGGAUAAGGAGUGUGUGUACUUCUGUCACCUGGAUAUAAUAUGGGUAAACACCGGAGGACAAACCCUUCCUUAUGGGCUAGGGAACCCACCAAGGCGUCGUAAGAGAACAACACCCCGCUGUCAAUGUGAGGAUAAAGGAGAUGGAGUAUGCAAGACCUUUUGCCACCAGACAACAAGGGACAUUGUUGACAAUAAAGCAAGAGCAGUCAAUACGGAUCUGCCACAAAAACCCUUCCGAAAAGUGAAGAAAUCGCAAGUCAACCUCUUACAUGCUUUGCGACACAUCUCAGCAUUGAGCAACCUGAAAACCAGCCAUGGCUCUAUCCCUUGGUUCUCAGUGUCUCCGGACUCCACGAGUUGGAAGAAGAAGAGAUAAAGUAUGAAAGCAGAGACAGUGAGAGGUAGAGAAGUAAAAUGCCUUAAAAUAAUUGAGGCUUAAAGAGUUCCAAAUAUUCGGAAGGAGGGUUCUUCCGUUUUUUUGGUUUGCCAGAUGGAGCUAUACUCCAUAACCAGCGGCUGUUCAGCCAUACUUGUCAAGGGUGAAGCAACUUGUUUCCACAACCCUGAAGACUUUGACAUGGAGGACACAAGUGUUUACAGGUACUUGUGCAUUUUACUAAAGUUGAUGAAAUAAGGAAUAUUGAGCUUUUUCAUUCGGAUUAAAAGAGUCGAUAAGUGAUUGGAUUUUUUACAAAAUAAGAGAGACAUAUUAAAGGAAGUGGAUAAAGGGGAAGCAUGUGAUUCCUGCAAACAGACAAAUACAAAUAUAAUAUUGAAAAGUCAAACAUCACAAUGUCUGCCCAAAAAUGGAAAAAGACAUAUUUUUUAGUAUGGAACCGUGAAGAUGCAAAAUUCUUUCAAGGAAAUGUGAUGUGCUGCUACAGAAAACAGCGACAACAGCUCAGUUGUGCCGGCAGUCCCGGCCAUUUGCCUAAUGGUCACCAAUAGUGGAACAAUGGCAUCAUCUAGUUCUAGUAGGUAGAUGAUUAAAGUCUGCAAAGGCAAGAUUUCUUUGUUAGAACAUUUACUAUCAUAGAUUGGUUACUAAAGCAAGAUCAAAAUAUCUUUGUAAAAAAUGGAGAAGAUUGCUGGCAAAGAAUGAGAAGCAAUGCCUGUAUUGAGCAGUGUUUGUGUCUGCUUUGUAUGAUAGAUGCACACACCCUUCUGUUGUAAAGCAUAUGGAAUAUGCUGAGGCUUUAUAAAUGUGAUAAUACUAGUGAUGCUCAGGUGGGACACCAUACUGCGUAGAAGUAAAGGAGAUGCCAUUAAAAUGAUUGCCUUCCUAAAAUACUAACCUACAGUAUGCAGAAACAAAGGUUUUCCCACUUCAUUAUGAAUCAGGUCUACAAUCAGGUGCCCAAUAAUCAUUUGCUAAAAGAGGAAUAAUAUCAUAGGUAUUGCAGUGUGAUUGUUAGAAAAACUGUUGGAGGAGAUAAAUGUUUUUGACACAUGGGUGGCAUCCAAAAUUACUAGCCAACUGCUGCAAUCUAUAGAGGUAUGUCAAAAAGGGCCAAAAACACUGAAACAUAGCCCCCCAGCUCAAAAGGGAACAUACAUCAAGUCCAAAAAAAUAUAUUCCAAAACAUUCUUUCAAAGUUAAAAAAUGUACUCUUUAUUCAGCAUAAAUAUUAAAAAGUAGGCAUGAUGCAAUGCCUAUGAAUAAGUGCUGGUGGGCACAAAACGCGUAAGGCGGAGCAUAAAUUGGUCUGUAUGCCUACUUUUUAAUAUUUACGCUGAAUAAAGAGUCAAUUUUUUAACUUUGAAAGAAUGUUUUGGAAUAUAUAUUUUUUUGGACAUGGGUGGCAUCACCAUCAGCUGCUGGGGGCAGAGAUCACUCGCUAAGUGCAACACUCUAUCAACUGUAGAGUUUCUGAUAAGAUAUCAAGUCAAUGGUUUAGAACAGAUGUCUCCAUGUGGCUCUAAUAAGUCCAAUGGCCAUGAAUGCUGACAUGACAUACAUUUAAAUAUCUGAUUUUUUUUUUGUCGUUUCAAUUUUUGUUUAUAUAAGUUUGAUUGAAUUUUGAAAUGGAGAUCUAGAAACACAUAAGGCUGUGUACCACGAAGCUCUUACACACAUUACCCAACAGUAAGUGACCUUAGUGGUUUCUCACCAUGGGAGCUGGUUUAAAUGAAUACAUAUUAAGCACAUGUGUAAGAUACCUUACAUGAACAUGUGACAGAGGUUUAAAAAAUGACUUGAAUAUACCCAUGAGCCUCUUUCACUAAUGCUAAUAUUGAAUUCUCCUUUAAAUCAUUGGAUACAUAAUUAUUUUAUAUUUCUGUUAUAAUUAUAUAAGGAUAAUAUUCAUAAUGGAUGAAUUAGAUGAGGCCUUUAUGUGGGCUUAUAAAAUAAUUUGUGAUUUUGUUUUUUCUCAUCAAGCAUAUUAUCAUUUGUAUUCUGUACAUUCAUAAUAUAAUAUAUUGUCAUCUUCAAAUAGGAUAUUUUGUUUGUAUACGUACUGUGUAUCCUGACUGUGGGAAAAUUUUUUUUGCUUCCAGUGUGUAACUUUACAACAGUGUAUUGCCUCCAAAUAAUACAAUAAAAUGUCAUUUAGU
Messenger RNA from Xenopus laevis (African clawed frog), 2843 nucleotides. It is a transcript of the gene edn2.S, whose product is annotated as endothelin 2 S homeolog. Gene Ontology annotation, biological process: intracellular calcium ion homeostasis; regulation of vasoconstriction; regulation of systemic arterial blood pressure by endothelin. Gene Ontology annotation, cellular component: extracellular region. The transcript has 5 exons. NCBI's taxonomy places the organism in Eukaryota, Metazoa, Chordata, Amphibia, Anura, Pipidae. Gene Ontology annotation, molecular function: hormone activity; endothelin B receptor binding. The record is from RefSeq and is a predicted model, not a curated record. Bases 154 to 663 code for a protein of 169 amino acids.